GAAUCCCAGGGGACUCUCAAAGUUUGUGUCUGGAGCGGUAGUGGAAAGUGGGGCUUACUGCGCAGGGAUUUUCUUGGGAAGCGAGCUGACUUCAUUUUGAAUGCACAUCCCACUUUAACCCCUGCAGCCUCCGGUCCGAGCCGUGGACGGUUUGUGUCCUCUGGGGGUUCUCGGAUCUCCGAGAACACUGGACGAGAGCCCUUGGCGGUUCUCUCGCAGGCAGGGAAGCAGACGUUUUCUUGUCUGAGAACAUAAGCCGCUGGUACACGCACACACGCACGCACACCCGGAGAAAGGAAUCUCUCCGGUUCGAGGCGGCUCCGCCCGGUCCCCUCCUGCCCUCAGCAUCCUCGACCCAGCGCGACUCCCACCGCCAUGGAGGUGCUGGAGAGCGGGGAGCAGAGCGUCCUGCAGUGGGACCGCAAGCUGAGCGAGCUGUCAGAACCCGGGGAGACCGAGGCCCUCAUGUACCACACGCACUUCUCAGAACUUCUGGAUGAGUUUUCCCAGAACGUCUUGGGUCAGCUCCUGAAUGACCCUUUCCUCACAGAGAAGAGCGCAUCGAUGGAGGUGGAGCCGUCCCCCACGUCCCCCGCGCCCCUCAUCCAGGCCGAGCACAGCUACUCCCUGUGUGAGGAGCCCCGGGCCCAGUCACCGUUCACCCACGUGGCCACCAGCGACAGCUUCAACGACGAGGAGGUGGAAAGUGAGAAGUGGUACUUGUCCACAGACUUGCCUUCAACAACCAUCAAGACCGAGCCGAUUACGGAGGAGCCGCCCCCAGGACUUGUUCCCUCUGUCACUCUGACCAUCACAGCCAUUUCCACCCCUUUCAAAAAGGAGGAACCCCCUCUGGAAAUGAAUACUGGGGUUGAUUCCUCGUGCCAGACGGUUAUUCCCAAGAUUAAGCUGGAGCCUCAUGAAGUGGAUCAGUUCCUGAACUUCUCUCCUAAAGAAGCCUCCGUGGACCACCUUCACUUACCGCCGACCCCUCCCAGCAGCCACAGCAGUGACUCAGAGGGCAGCUUGAGCCCCAACCCAUGCCUGCACCCCUUCGGCCUGCCUCAGACCCACAGUCCUGCCAGGGCCAUGCCCCGGGCCCCCUCUGCGCUUUCCAGUUCCCCUCUUCUCACAGCUCCACAUAAGCUGCAGGGAUCAGGUCCCCUGGUCCUGACCGAGGAGGAGAAGAGGACCCUGAUGGCGGAGGGCUACCCCAUCCCCACCAAACUGCCCCUAACCAAAUCAGAGGAGAAGGCCCUGAAGAAGAUCCGGAGGAAGAUCAAGAACAAGAUUUCUGCCCAGGAAAGUAGGAGAAAGAAGAAAGAAUAUAUGGACAGCCUGGAGAAAAAAGUGGAGUCUUGUUCAACUGAGAACCUGGAGCUUCGGAAGAAGGUGGAGGUUCUGGAGAACACCAAUAGAACUCUCCUUCAGCAACUCCAGAAGCUUCAGACCCUGGUGAUGGGCAAGGUUUCUCGGACCUGCAAGUUAGCCGGCACGCAGACUGGCACCUGCCUCAUGGUCGUUGUGUUGUGCUUUGCUGUUGCAUUUGGCAGCCUCUUUCAGGGUUAUGGGCCCUAUCCUUCUGCCACCAAGAUGGCGCUGCCCAGCCAGCAUUCAAUGCCAGAGCCAUACACGGCCUCCAUCGUGAGAUCCAGGAACCUACUGAUCUAUGAGGAACAUUCUCCCCUGGAGGAACCAUCCAGUCCAGCCUCAGCUGGGGAGCUUGGGAACUGGGACAGAGGCUCCUCCCUGCUCAGGGCGUCAGGGCUGGAGUCCCUGCCAGAUGUGGAUCUUCCCCAUUUCAUUAUCUCGAAUGAGACCAGCCUGGAGAAGUCAGUGCUGUUGGAGCUACAACAGCACCUGGUCAGCACCAAACUGGAGGGGAACGAAACACUAAAAGUCGUAGAACUCGACAGAAGAGUGAACACCACCUUCUAAUGAGGCCGUCUCCACCCUCACCCCACCCGCUUCCCCUAACCCUGCUUCUACACCCCAAGUCCACCUUUGCAUAAGGUUCUCCUCUGGGCCGCUGGAUCUUGGUGGAGAUGUGGACAGGCGUUAAUGGCUCGGGACGGGAGACCAGCCUGAGUUUUCGUCUGCAUGCUCUGCUGCUCCCGAGCACCGCGGGGGCUGGCAUCUCUCCCUCCAUUUCUCUUACUGCCAUAGGAAAUUGCUUUAGGGGUGGGGUGGGGGUGGGACAAGCAGGCUUGUUUCCACCUAUAGUGCCAAAAAGAUACUGCCUGACUCUCCCCUGUGAGGCGUGACCCCUCUCUAAAGAAGAGGUGACUCAUUCAGUCGAGACCCCAGACUCUAGCACGAGGCCUGUUGGGAUUUGGAAAGCACUGACUCUUGGGCUCCCUCGCUCACACCCGGGCUUCAGUGUGAAAGCCCCGUCAACCCUGGGAGCACCAGGGCAUCCUGCCAGUACCCCUGUCUCCACUCUGCCCUCUGGGGCCCUGCUGGACUGCCCCCACACUGGUGCAGGCAGACUAGGGCUCCCCGUCAUAUUCUCAGGCCGCAAGUGCAAUGCCUGAGACAUCAGGCUUUUCUCCUCCAGGCAAACCUGCCCACCCUGUUGCUUGUAGGACCCCCCACAGCCUCUCUCCCACCCCCAUAGUUCUGCCUUCCCGGCUUCUCCUCCCCGUUUGUAAAUAGUAUUUAUUAGCUUGCCGAGGCUUCCCAUGGGCGACCAUGCUGAAGAGAUUCAGGGCCUCCCUCUAAGCUAGCAAUGUCUUCUGUUGGCCUUCAGACCUAGGAGGGCUCUGGAGCCACAUUUUCCAUAUGAUGUUUUAUUUCCUCCCUCAUUUUUUUAAAUUGGAGGUCUGUAAAAUAAUUACUAUGGAGAAAUCUCCUUAAAUGUGUGUCCCCCUGUUGGACGAACUCAGAAGGAAUGUGGCCCUGUGGCCAGAUGCUGUCUCCAGUUCCCAUAACUGAGAAGGGAAGCCCUGUCCCCCAGCAGGCGUUUCUGAGGACCCUGCCGCUGUCCUCCACACCUGCUGCCCCCUCUCCUCACUUCCACUGGGCCCUCCCUUAGCCGCCUCAGCUGAGGGUGGGGUGGACGGAGUCUGGUGUGCACAUUCUUACCUUUUACGGUCAGGUUUGGCUACUUGCAGCUCACCCAAAGAGAUACAACCUAACCCCCAACCCACUUUUAUUAUUUUUUUUUAAUGAUUAAAAGUAACUUUUGUAGUUUAAAAAAAAAAUCUUUCCUCUUUCAUACAAAUAAGAAAUGGAAAUUGCCUUUCUAUCAUACAAAGUAGAAGACUCCCUUUAAGUGUUUUGAUGUUCUCCGCACCUCCAGUUUGUGAUUUUGUGCAGAAAAUGUGCUUACAUUUCGUACUUUAUUUUUAGUAGCAGUUGAGGGCCUUUAGCUCUGGCUUUCUUUCUCUCUCUCUCUCUCUCUCUCUCUCUCUCUCUCUCUCAUUAUUGACAUGGUCACUGGAGCCUGUACCUAAGAGGGAUUAUGCCCACUGGGCCUUCCAUUACAUAUCAGAUGCAGGAUUUGGCAUCAUUAGCAUUAGCAUUUGCUGUCCUGGUCCCUAAGCAGCUCCCUGCUUUGUCUGCCUGGGUCCAGUUAGGGUCACCAUGGGGAGUGAACCCUCUCCCUGCUGUGAGGGGAGGUUUCUGAUGGGAGGUGGCCAGGCUUACUUCACAGUGUGUCAGAGCUGCAUGGUGGCCCUGCUGUCUGUAGGGUGCUUGCUGUCCCUUACAUGGCCAUUGGUUCACGCAUCUGGACUGUGAGGAGGAGGGGAGCUGGUGACUUCUGCUUCUGCUUUCUCAGGCUAUUUUUGAUCGUUCUGGGCUUGGCUAGGUAACCAUGAGCCACAACAUAUACGAUCCCUUUCUUUAAAAUGCCAGGUACUUAUCACACAUGGGGCCACUUAUGGGGCCCUAACAGCAAAAUCACAGAAUUAACUCUAAUAGGUGCUAAGAAAGGAAGGUACUCAAACGUACAGGCAGAAGUAGGAUCAUGGACCAGCCCAUCUAUGUGCUGAGGCUGAACCAGAUGGGGUUUUAAGGUGCCUGGGUGUAGCCAGGGUGGAAAACCCCACUCUUCCCAACAGAAGCUAGAAAAGGAAGGAAACUUGUAGCCCAUGUCUUUAGUGCUUUGAGAAUUUUAUUUUCUCCCUACCUAUCUUUGCUGGACAUUGCUGUCUUCAAACAGCAGGACUUUUUCUGUGGAAAACUAUCCUUCCAGAACAGGGAACAUCAACCAGAGAGCUCAAAUGGCCUCUUUUUUUUUUGGUGCUGGGGAUCGAACCCAGGGCCUUCUGCUCCCCAGCCCCUCCAAAUAGCCUCUUAAUGAGGCUUCAAAGAACCAGCUUUGCUGCUCAUUUGAGAAAACCUGUCCUCCACGGUUGGCUUGAGUGAAUAAAGGGAACUAAACUAGGUGGGCCCUUCGGGAGGAUGAAAUGGUGGUUCCAAAUACUUAACGUGUCCUAUUCAAGGAUUGAGCCCAGAAUAUCAGUGGAUUUGUUUUCCACAGCAAGCAAGCAGGCCCGUAAAUCAGUGGGUGAUUCCUGGUUAGCUCCGAAGAUUGCACACAGUGGCAGACAUUGGCACGUGAACUUAAGUUUUGACAAAUCUGCGACCAUAGAGCAACCAGAAACCAUAACAAUAAAUCUUAUUGGAUUUUCCAUCAUGUAAAUAGGUUUUCCCUCGUCCUUUGAUGACACUAGUGAAGGUGAUAUCCUGCAAAGACUCAGAGAGCAGGUGAUUUCUCACUGGAUGAGACGCGAGUGAUCCAGGGCUCCUGCCACUCCAUAUGCUUCUUUCCACAGCUCUCAACUUUACACUUAGAAAUGGACGCUGCAAAUGAGGAGCUCAGCGCCAGCUUCGAGAAGAAUUUCUGGGAAGUGUUAGGACUCUGGAGUCUCACUCUCAGAAAGAGCCUUCUGUAAAGUCUGACAGCUCAACCGAGUUGCUCCAUGUCAGCAGGAGGUGGGGGUGGGAUAUGACAUCAGUGCAGGCAAAAUUAGAUAACCUUUUGGUUAAUAUAGUUCUGAUUUGGAGACCUAAUUGGUAGACUGGGAGAGCAACUUCCAGUUCAACUUAUUUAGAAAUCCAGAUUUUUUUUUUUUUAUUCCUCUUAAUCUCUAGGUUCAGGUUGGAUGUCAGAAGAUGGUCUGAGCCUUAUGUACCUGUAGAGUAGGAGUGUUGAAUUGACUCUUCUCUGUUCUGGCACUGAGUGUCCAGUAUUUUUGUCACAUGUACUUUAUUAAAAUACUUUUUCAGCAUGUCAUGUUCCCUCCCUCUCCUGUUCAGAGAGCUAGCAAAAGCAGAAGAUCAGAAUAGAGGCCUCUGCGGGCCAACUCCUCUGAACACACGUCAUCUGAGGUGUACGUGUGAGCGCGGCCCAGAAAUGGAGACCUCCCAUCCCCAAAUGAGGAAUGUUCAUCCCUGACAAAAUGGGGACAUGGAAGUGGGAGAGAAGGCUUUUGGCUACCUGCUGUGUCGACCACAGAUUACUAGUUUGCUUCCGUUGAACCUAAUCUUUGAGAAACCUGGAUUAGAGACCUUGGUAUCCCUGUCUGCAGGACUGGCAGGAUCUGGGAAGCCAUUCACCAUAGGAGAGUCCCAGAGUGAGGGUCCUCCCAUUUGAAGGUUUUCAGCGGAGACAAUUAGCACAUGUCAUAGGCUGAGCCUGCCUGGGAGGACAGGGGAGAGGCCGGGCUGUGAAGGAGCCAGAGACGGAUUUCAGAUCAUUCAUCCAUUCAGUUACCCCUGAGACUUCUGUUUUACUAAGGGAGAGUGCUGCCUGAGGCCCCAGGGAAUGUUGAAGUAUAAGAGAGACUGAGAAAACUUCAUUUAAUUUGUAGCUAUUCAAAAGACGCAAGUGUGAGGUGUCUCUCUUUCUCCCCCAACCCCACCCGCCGAGACACACAAACGUGUGCGUGCACACACAUUCCACCCUUAUAUUUGAUACUUACUUGUGCCUUAAAUGUGCCUUAUGUAUGAAUCCAGGAUGACUGAGGAAUCCCUUGUCCCUGGGAGAUGUUAUAUACAGACUUUUAAGAUUGAAUGUGGGAAAAAGAACUUAUUCCAAAAGCUCAAAAAUGGUUUCCUAAAAGAAAGCCACUAUUUUUAGGUUUGCACAUCAGGAAAAAGAAAGAGGGUUAUAUCCAUUAGGAAAAUCCAUUUUGUAGAGGUGCAAUCACAUCAAAAUAAAUGGACAGCCAAGAUGAAAGGUAUUAUAAAUCCUCACAGCAGAGCAUUUUCUGAGUGCAUUUUCUGAGAGGAACCUGGUCCACCUGAGGAUUAAGGUUCCAUGCUUCUGUGGCCAGAGGGUCCGAACUUAGAGGGGAAAAAAACAAAAAAACCUAUGUGUUUUGUUAUUUUGGGCAACAUAGAAUUCACGAAUGUUUUGUUUUUGUGUGGUUUCCAUAAGAAAGGGAAAUAAUAUUUCUUGGGUAUUUGCUGAGGUGUUGGAUGCUGUGCUAAAUAAAGUUUAAGUCUUAUAGAUACAGAAAACAAGGGCGACUAGUUACCAUGUGGUGGGGAGAGAACUGAGUGAGAUAGAACAGGUUGAGCAGAUUCCUUUCUGAGGAUGGUGUCAACGUUUGAAGCUCCCUGGCAGGGAAGAGUUUCUGCCAGUGUGGUGGCCCUGUGGUGCCUGCUCAGCUCUUCCUCUCCUGCAGAGUGUGCUGCAGAUGUCUGUCUGCUGUCUUUUCAUCCCAUCUUCUGUGAGUUCCAGCUAGCAGCCUUUGCAUCUGGGAAAAGGGAACCCAGGGGCUCAGCUCUCUUUCUCUGCUCUCAUCCCUCGCUCACCAGCUGAGUGGAAACGUGAACUUUUUGCACCGUGGUCUACGCUGCUUAGAAAACCUCUUUUAGAUAAAGUGCUUUAUGAGUCUAUGGAAAACACCAGCACUCUCUGGCAAACUGUGAGUGACCCUUUUAAACAAUGGUGAGCAGACCCUGGGCUGUAAUCACCAGUAAGCUUUAAUGUCUUCUGACAGCGGGCUUGCCUCUCUUUUGUAACAGGUUAUAUAGAUCAGCAGUGUUUAAGUCUGAGCACAUUGUGAGUCUAUUAUCUGUCCUAUUGCCUUGUUUUUAUGGUCUUUUAUUCUCUAUCAUAGCUAAGUAAAUACCAAAAAAAAAAAAAAAAAAAAAAAAAA
This is a messenger RNA of Sciurus carolinensis (gray squirrel), 7115 nucleotides long. It is a transcript of the gene Creb3l2, whose product is annotated as cAMP responsive element binding protein 3 like 2. NCBI's taxonomy places the organism in Eukaryota, Metazoa, Chordata, Mammalia, Rodentia, Sciuridae. The coding region runs from base 376 to 1938 and encodes 520 amino acids. Gene Ontology annotation, molecular function: cAMP response element binding; DNA-binding transcription factor activity, RNA polymerase II-specific. Gene Ontology annotation, biological process: regulation of transcription by RNA polymerase II. The record is from RefSeq and is a predicted model, not a curated record. The transcript is spliced from 12 exons.